Molecule: messenger RNA, 1766 nt
Organism: Cannabis sativa
Lineage: Eukaryota; Viridiplantae; Streptophyta; Magnoliopsida; Rosales; Cannabaceae
Exons: 7
Coding region: 582-1586 (334 amino acids)
Molecular function (GO): phosphatidylinositol transfer activity
Source: RefSeq, a predicted model, not a curated record
AGCAACAGAAAAUCCCUUGAUCGCAUUGUGUGCAUUGUUUUGUCCUAACUCCUAAGGCCUAAGUAUGGGAAAAAGUCCAAACAAGAAAUCUCCAAAGUAAAAGUUCCAAACUACAAAAAAAGAAAAUAAUGUUACAUAAUAGAACAAAGGGACUUAACAAAGUUGAAUGGAUCAAUCCUUUGAUCAGCAAUGAGUGGAUCCAAUUUCUUUUUAAUAAUAAUACUCUUUCAUAUUCAUUCAAGUAAUAAUAAUAAUAAUAUCUCAUUAUAAUAUCAGAGUAAUUCUUUCUCUCUAAGAUCUGUUCUUAUGGAGUAAAUACAGGGAUAUUCUUAUCAAGAGUGUUUGACUUUCUCUUUCUCCGCUAGGAUAGCAUUUGAGCUCAGAAGCCGUGACCCUCUGUUUCUUGAAUCAGUCAGGACGAUUUGGCUGUUAUUUCCAGACAAUUUGAUCAAGUUGUUACUACCACCCCUGUAAAUAUGAUAGUAGGCACACAUGUACUCAAUAUACCACCUACAAAAUUGGCUUAACAUGAUGACUUGUUUGUGGAGUGAAGACUUUCUAGGAGUAACCUUUCAAAAAGCAUGAGCUCAAGUUUAAAUAAAUCUUCUUCGAAUGGCUGCGAGAAGGUUUUACCAUUGGAAGAUCAGCAAGCGAAGGUAAACGAAGUGAGAAAGUCGAUAGGCACAUUGCCAGAUAAGUUAUCCAUAUACUGUUCCGAUGCAUCUAUAUGCCGGUAUUUGAGGGCAAGAAAUUGGAAUGUCAAGAAGGCAACUAAAAUGCUGAAAGAUACCUUAAAAUGGAGGUCAGAGUACAAACCGGAGGAGAUUCGAUGGGAAGAGGUAGCUGAUGAAGCAGAGACAGGCAAAAUUUACAGAUCAAAUUACAUUGACAAACAUGGGAGAACAGUUCUUGUCAUGAGGCCUAGUUUUGAGAACUCAAAGUCAACUAAAGGACAAAUAAGGUAUUUGGUUUAUUGCAUGGAGAAUGCUAUCUUGAAUCUUCCACAAGAGCAGGAACAGAUGGUUUGGCUGAUUGAUUUUCAGGGUUUCAAUCUGUCUCAUAUUUCAGUAAAAGUGACACGCGAAACUGCUCAUGUUUUGCAAGAACACUAUCCCGAACGCCUUGGUCUUGCCAUACUAUAUAAUCCACCGAAAUUCUUUGAACCAUUCUGGAUGUUGGUAAAGCCAUUUUUAGAGCCAAAAACUCGCAACAAAGUCAAGUUUGUGUACUCGGAUGACAUUAACACGAAGAAAAUAAUGGAGGAUCACUUUGAUAUGGAUCAACUGGAGUCUGCAUUUGGUGGAAAUGAUACUACAGGUUUCGAUAUUAAUAAAUAUGCAGAGAGAAUGAAAGAGGAUGACAAAAAGAUGCCUGCUUUCUGGACUAAAGGAAAUCCCCCAGCUCCAGCAACCUCAGAACCUGUCCCGAACAAUGACACUCCAUCUUCGGACUCUACCAUCAAGUUAGAAGAUGAUGCAGCUGAUUCCAUCGAGAAGAGAAAUGGAUCGGAAGGGGUGCUCCCAGCCCCCAAUCACACUAUGCUCACUGUUGACAGUAGCAGAAAUCCUACUAAAGAGGUUCAGUAAUUAAGGAUCCUUAGGAAGGCCAAGUAAUAACAAAUUUCCAUGUAUUAAGGAUCAAACUUGUUAAGUUGUUGUCAAUGGUGUUGCAACGGUAACGCUAUGGACGUUCACUAAGUUCAGCUUAUUUUCAUGCCAUAAUAAUUAAUGGCUUAAAAUAUGAGAUUUAUCAGACUCUUGUCCGAA